This is a messenger RNA of Anopheles coustani, 723 nucleotides long. RefSeq names its product fibrinogen-like protein 1. Bases 1 to 723 code for a protein of 240 amino acids. The record is from RefSeq and is a predicted model, not a curated record. NCBI's taxonomy places the organism in Eukaryota, Metazoa, Arthropoda, Insecta, Diptera, Culicidae. The transcript has a single exon.
AUGCUGUGGCGGACGUGGCCAACCACGGCUGGCACUCUGUCAACCGAGUCUCGUCGUACAAAUGGACCGUAUACUUCCUGCCGGGAAGAACCCUCCAAAGUGUCCGGCAUAUACCUGAUCCAGCUCGAUCCCGACGGCGGCGGCCAACCGUUUGAGGUCUACUGCGAGCAGACCAGCUUCGACGGAGGAUGGAUCGUGAUUCAGCGUCGUGCGCACGGAAAGGAGAAUUUUUACCGUGGCUGGACCGACUACCGUAACGGGUUCGGUAAUCUUAGUGACGAGUUUUGGCUUGGAUUGGAGCAUUUGAAUGACAUCACGUUCCGCCGCCCGCACGAGCUGAUGGUGGAAGUGGAGGACUUCGAGGGAAAUCAAGGCUACGCCAACUACAAGAAGUUCGAGGUGGGCGAUGAAGACGAUGGGUAUCACCUGGAGAAGAUGGGAGACUACAGCGGUACCGCAGGGGACUCGAUGUGGCCCAACUGGGGGGAGAAAUUUUCCACCUACGACCGGGACAACGACGACUGGAGUGAGGGGAAUUGUGCCACGGACCGUCAAGGUGCCUGGUGGUUCUACAAGUGCACCAAUGCCAAUCUAAAUGGGCGCUACCUCAAUACGACGAAUGAUAAGACAUCGAUGACCUGGGACUUCUUGAAGUACGACUGGCGUGGCAUGUCAUAUUCGCGUAUGAUGAUUCGUGAACUUAUAACAAAUCCUGAACGUUAA